This is a messenger RNA of Halichondria panicea, 2120 nucleotides long. Its product is annotated as alpha-protein kinase vwkA-like. NCBI's taxonomy places the organism in Eukaryota, Metazoa, Porifera, Demospongiae, Suberitida, Halichondriidae. Gene Ontology annotation, molecular function: protein serine/threonine kinase activity; ATP binding. Gene Ontology annotation, biological process: protein phosphorylation. The transcript has 4 exons. The coding region runs from base 32 to 838 and encodes 268 amino acids. The record is from RefSeq and is a predicted model, not a curated record.
ACAUUUGCUGUUCAGUACGUAAUACUAAAAUAUGGCAGUAGUUAAUUUUGAGCCCCAGCACUUCGCUGAGGGCCGGUUCAGAUAUGCCUACAAAGGACACUAUACUGCUCCACCACACAAGGCAGGGAAGCCCUGUGUUGUAAAGAAGAUGAAAGAGAGCUACACUUGGAAACAUACUGAUUGGAGCGAAACUCUGCAGAUACUGGAGACAUCAAAACAGCUGGCUGUUGGUUUCAACAAAUACUCUGAAACAAAAUAUCCAGUGAAAUUUGUGGAUGUGGAAGUGUCUCCAGUCACACAAAUCAGAGAUAAAACAGCAUAUAAACUACAAGAAUACCUCACAGUGGAAGACUACAUCCCAGGAGACUACAUGAAGUGGUGCAAUAACUACGGGUUCAUUGAUACUAGAGAUGUAUUGAUGCCAGCGUUUGCCCAUUGGUCCUGGGCACACACCAAGGGAGAAAAAAUGAUCGCAGACCUUCAAGGAGUGAGAAACGACACUGGCUACAUACCUCCCUACGUACUUCCCAGCGGUUCCUACAUCCUAACCGACCCUUGUCUACUCUCAAACACGUAUGGAGGCAAAUACGGGAGCACAGACACUGGAAUCGAGGGCAUAGCAAUGUUCUUCCUGAACCACACCUGCACUGAUUUCUGCAUAAACCUCCGUAAGCCAAGCUUGGCUAAUAUACCAAAGCACAUGCUUGACAAAGCUCUGGGGAUCAAAUCGAGUAUCGGAACAUCAACUGCAUAUUCACAUGAGAUAACUUUCCCGAAGGAUAUUCGUAACACUCUGAUCACACUGUUCAAGCGAAUAGCAAACACAGCCACUGUCUAAUAGAACAAUUUGCGGGAUUAGUUGAGUGCUGCUAGCUACAUGUACAGGACAUAUUGUAGUGUAUUUAAAUUAUAGUCGUACAGAUUUCAGUAAAUGAUUUUGAUCAAGUUCUAUUACUUCACAACAUCGUCUGACGGCAAUGGGAGGGUGGAAGGCUUAAGAUUUGAAUGGCAAAUUUUGUCUGUAGCUUACUUACAGCAACUGUACUUUAGCAUGUGUGUAUGCGCUAGUGGCUGCACGUGUGGGGAAGGCAUGCAUGUGACCAGAAGCCACACCCAUAUCAGCAUGACAUAUUCUUCGAAGUAAAGCCGCAAAUAGUCUACCCUCACGUUAACUACAUAUAAAGAUGAGAUCAUAAUUAUACUACUGUAACAUUAUGUUUCAAACGAGGCGUCUUUCGAUUUGAAUUUCCACAAAAUUAUGCACAAUUAAUUUCCCAUGUUUUGCCAAUAGUUCGAACACAAUCAAUGCUUGUACAGUGUCAUUCACAAACCAGAAACCUUGCAUUCGAAACCUGAUAUACGGAAUGUUAAUGUUAUGACGGUAUAAAUAUCAAAUACUAAACUAUGUGUGCUAUCAGCACAGUUGAUGCGAUUGCGCAACAAUCACUGCUAUAUAUACACCAAGAAAGAGGAGACAUCACACACUAUUUUGUAGAGAGCAAGUGCUGUUGUGAGUGCUAGUGAGAGAUCUCUUCUUUUGAUACAGGAAACCACCUUGAGGUUGAACCAUUUGUGAUCGAGAUUAUGGAUACAUCAAAACAGCAAGCCGCCUCUGGUAUGUCUCAAAUCUUACGAACGACAUAUAUAAGCCUGAAUGCAGACUUUCAAGGGGUGAGGCCUGCACCGGGACGGCAGUUCACUAGUGGGGCCCAAAAGAAUCACUUGGAAUUUCAUUUGUAGUGAUUGCAGCAGACCUGAUUGCAGACCCACCAAGACAGCCGGCUGUUCAGCCCCAAGAGUUGCCAUCUACUCACGUGACAUUUUAUAACCACUGGGAGUAUAGCAGACCUACAGGACAGUGAUCCUUGGGCCUAUUCUUACCGUCUUCCUAACCAUUCCCACUACAUUUAAAACUCAAACUCAAUUACUAACAUAAUUAUAUUUAAGGUUACAGUAAUUACUGUUUGCUCAUGCAAAUUCACGAUUCUGUUAUGAUUGGUGUGAAACUUUAAAUGCCAUGACAGAAGUUUAAAGCACAUAACAUGAAAACUAUAUCGGUGCAAUAUUCUGUACGAUAAGUAUCAAUCUUCAAAAUGAAUUAUUUAUUUAUAUUUUAUAUA